Molecule: messenger RNA, 4360 nt
Organism: Acipenser ruthenus (sterlet)
Lineage: Eukaryota; Metazoa; Chordata; Actinopteri; Acipenseriformes; Acipenseridae
Gene: rhpn2
Product: rhophilin, Rho GTPase binding protein 2
Exons: 15
Coding region: 155-2203 (682 amino acids)
Biological process (GO): signal transduction; negative regulation of stress fiber assembly
Molecular function (GO): protein binding
Source: RefSeq, a predicted model, not a curated record
AUCUUCAGGGUGGAGUUUUGGAUAAGUGGUCGGAAUCUCAAGCGCUGUGAAACAAGCUGUCAGAAAUAUUGUAACCUUCAGAGCAGCAACACCUGGAACGCAAGGGGAGAAAUAAGUUUUUGGUGCACGAUUUAUACGGCUAUAAACCGGAAUAAUGGAUACAAUACUAUCCAACGGACACAAGAAGAACAACAUGGUUGAUAGUGGCUAUUUCAAAAAGGGCUGUAACCCCUUUGCACAGACGGGACGAAGCAAGCUGCAGAACGAGCGUGCCUCUCUGAACCAGCAGAUCAUUAAGGAGAUGCGAAUGAGGGCCGGUGCUGAAAACCUUCUGAGGGCAACCACAAACAACAAGGUCCGGGAGAUGGUGGUGCUGGAACUGAGCUAUGUCAACUCCAACCUGCAGCUUUUAAUGGAGCAUCUGGAAGGCCUCAACAGCUCAGUGGAAGUCUAUCAGAACGUAGAAGAGACUUCCAGCCUUCCUCUAAUUCCUAUGGGUCUAAAAGAGACAAAAGCAGCAGAUUUUGCAGUUCCUUUUAAGGACUUUAUAUUGGAGCACUACAGUGAAGACAGCUCAAAUUAUGAAGAUACAAUUGCAGAUCUUAUGGAUCUACGACAGGCCUGUCGAACUCCAAGCCGAAGCGACGCUGGCAUCGAUCUGCUGAGCAGCUAUUUCAGUCAGCUCAGUUUUGUGGAAAACAGAUUCUUCCCACCCAGCAGGCAGAUGGGGAUUUUCUUCACAUGGUAUGACUCCUUCACAGGAGUGCCAGUAUGUCAGCAGAACAUCGCUUUGGAGAAAGCAAGCAUACUCUUCAACACUGGAGCUCUCUACACACAAAUAGCUACGCGCUGCAAUCGGCAAAACCAGUCCGGACUGGAGAGCGCCAUUGAUGCCUUUCAGAAAGCUGCAGGCACACUGAAUCACCUGAAGGAGACCUUCACGCACACCCCCAGCUAUGACAUGAGCCCUGCCAUGCUGAACAUGCUCACCAGGAUGAUGCUGGCACAGGCACAGGAGUGUGUGUUCGAUAAGAUCGCACUACCUGGCAUCAAGAACGAGUACUUCUGUCUCUGCAGAAUGGCACAGGAAGCAGCCAAGGUGUGUGAUGUGUAUAGUGUGGUAUACCAGUCGAUGAUCCAGACUCCAGUUAAGGACCACGUCCCCUUCUUCUGGUCAGCCAUGGCACAGGUGAAGAUGAACCACUACAGAGCUCUGGCACAUUACUUUGUGGCCACUGCACUGCUGGAUCAUGAGUUGUGUCCCAAUGACGAUGAGGACAAGCAGGAAAAAGCCUUGUCCCAGCUCUAUGACAGCAUGCCUGAUGGGAUGUCACCACUGAAAAUACUCAAGAGCAAGGAUGACCGCAAACACUUAGGCAAGGCACACUUACGGAAAGCCAUCCUGGACCACGAAGAGGCUUUGAGGAUACACAACUUGUGUAGACAAGUGAAAAAGCUAGAUGUCCUGCAGGAGAUUCUGCAGGCCGGGCAUAAGCGAUCAUUAAACAAGUAUUCUGAAUUUGAUUCGGAGAAUGACUUUGUAGAUUUCAUUGAAGCACCUCAAAUCAUUGCCAAAACAGAGCAAAAAGCUGAAAUGACAGUACCUUCCACAUCAAAGGUGAAACUCACAGACUUUUUCCAAAAGCUGGGCCCCCUGGCACUGUUCUCAGCUAAGCAGAGGUGGACAGCCCCUCGAGGGGUGCACAUCACCCCGCAGGAGGGGGAUCUCGGCUUCACACUGAAGGGAGAUGCGCCAGUACAGAUCCAGUCCCUGGACCCGCUGAGUCCUGCUGCUAUAGAAGGAGUGAAGGAAGGAGACUACAUUGUUUCAAUCCAGGAUACAGACUGCAAGUGGCUGGGGGUAAGCGAAGUCAUGAAGAUGUUAAAGAACGUUGGAGAUGAAGGCGUGGAUAUUCAAGUCAUCAGCCUCAUGGAAAACACAGUCUCCUCUAUGCCUAACAAGAGCGCCACCUACUGUGGAGGACUACCAAAGACCUACUCCAUGAUCUGCCUCGCCAUGGACGAUGACAAGAUUGGCAAAACGCGGAAAGUCACCAAGAAGCUGUCCUUCCUGAGCUGGGGCAACAAGAACAAGCAGAAGACCGCCAGCACUAUCAGCCCGUCCUCAGCUGUCACGAGAACCUUGCCCUCCAAAAACAGACUGUCCACAGCCUUCAGCAACACGGACAGCUCUCUGUAUUAGAGGCUUGCAGAAUUUCAGAGACUGAUUUGGGAGAAUAACUGAUGCUGCAUUGUAUUUGAACUAUAUUGAAUAAUAUAAUAUUCCUUUUUUCAUGUUAAGAUUUUUUUAGUUUUGUUUUAAAAGUGCUGCUUGUUAGUUUAUAAUGAAUCUUCUUGUAUUACAAAUGGUAAACUGGAAAAAGAAGGGCCGUGUUUAAAUUGUGCAGUUUACUUCAGAAUAAAUCGUCCCUCUUUAGUUUAGAAUAGAAGUGAAUCAAAAAUAUAAGGGAAUGUAAAAAUAAGAAGUUUAACAAGUCUUGGUAAAAGACCCAACUACUCCUCCACACUUAUCCUGCUGCUGAUUUUGAAGGACUUGUGUGUAUUGUGUAGCUUUGUAUUUGCUUGUUAGACACAAUUGAAUUGUAUUACAUCUGUUGUUAGUCAAUAGUAGCCUCAGUAACAAUAUCAGAGAAAUGGUCAAACAGGUUUAGAAUAUGCACAGAAUGGUAAAGGGUUAGGGGCCCAAUUAACAAUACUAUUAACCCAGACUUUCUUUAAAAGUGCCAAAUGUUAAAAAAAAUAAAUUUCACAAGCACAUUUUCAGAGGAACAAAAGAUUUUUCAAUAAUCAAAAUAGUCUAACAGAACAAUGGCUCCAUCCUGUAAUCAAAUCGCUAUUCACACGAACUAAAUAUUGUGAGACAAGCAUGUGCUGAGAAUAUGAUGCAUUAUUGUGGUUGUGAAUAAGGCACAAGUUGUUUCCUGUGUUUUUAAACCGUUGUUUAAUCUCUCUCUGAAAAGGCCACCAUUUAGAGCUAUUUUUGGUUGAACAACCAAUACUGAUUAGGAAAAUUAGCAGUGCAAUAGUACCUUCCAAAAAUGCUAUUAUUCAUAAACAGAGUUUUGUAAUAUGGCCCAAAUUGCUUUAGAUAAUCAAAUGCUCACUUUUUUUUUUUUUAACACUGCGCAAUGUGUUAGAGUCUUAUGCUGUCUACAGGGUAGAUUCCAAUUUACACUGUGUUUGAUACUCAAAUACAUCAAUACAUAUAAAAUUGUACUAAAAAAAACAAAACAAAAAAAAGUAUAUAUAUAUAUAAAUGUGUUAAUAAAAUGUCGCUGUAUAUUUGUAAUAUGUGGUUCUCUGUGGUAUACGGUACAUAUGAUGAAUACAUACCACUUUCUGUUCACUACAGUAUUUAAGAAGGAAGUUCGAAGUGCAUGUUCUAGAAUUGGUUGCCAUAUUUUGAGUUCCUGCUCUAGAAGGAUAUUUUGUUUUAAAAGGUUGUCAUGGUAACUGUUACCAUUUUGUAUUAUUUUUAUUUUUUUUGCUAAUUAAGAGUCCUUGCUUCACAAAGCGCUUUAACUCUUGAAUAAUUUAAAGGAUGGUUUUAUUAAAGUAGUUUACAUUUCAUGAAACUUUUAUACACUGUUGUAUGCUUCUUGAACAACAAUUUUAUUCAUGGUAUAACUAGUGAGUUAAAGCUUUUCAAAUAGGGACUUUUCUGUUGUGAGUUAUGUAUGGGUGUUUUGUAAUUAGGACUAGUUUUAAAAGGACAAUAGGAAGUAAUGUUAAAGGAAGCAUUUUAUCAGGUCAAAAAUGGUUUGACUUUUGGAGUAAUAAUAAUCCUUUUGAUGCCCUUUUUCUCGGCUAGCUAAUGUGAUUUGAAAACCAGAGCCAAACAUAUGAACACAUGUCAUAAUAAUGAUGGGGUUAAUUGAUAGGAAAAAAUCAUAUCAAAAUGUACACAAUAUAGACAUGUAGGAACACUGCACCUAGAAUAUUUGUGUUUGUUUAUAUACGUAGACUUGCCUCUUUGAAAAAGUGCCAACAGCUUACAAGGGAUGGUUGUCAUAAUCUAAUCUUCCCAUAUUUACUAUAAAAAAAACGUAUGUAUUAAUGGAAAAUGCUGAUAUAGUAUAUAAAGGAUAUAUACAUUAUAAUGUGUAUCUCUGCUAUACAAAGACUCUACAGACUAAUGCAAACGUUACAUAUCUAUUUAUAUAUUCUUCACCUGUGCCCUGGAGGAUUUUGCUUGUUAAUUAAACUGUGUUGAUCCAUGGGGGUCGCUUUUGCUGGUACCUGUAUGAUUUUCUGUAUUAAUGAAAAGAAAUGUUACUUUUUUUCAGGUGUUAAAUGCUUUUAUGAAGAUUUUCAUUUAUUAAAAAAAUCUAAAAUGUGA